AUGAUGGAGCUAAGGGAGAUUCUAGCUGAGGAGGAGAAGGUGGUGGUGGUGGUGAAGGAGAAUUUGCUUUUGGUGAUGGAGUUGGCAUAUACACGUAACAUCGAAGGAUUUGGCAAAUUGGUCUCCAAAAUCUGGCUAAGCACUUACGCCAGGCCGCCAAUCGCGACUGCUCUCACCAUUAAAGGAACCUCCGCCAUACUUCAAGCAUCGUCUACUAAAUCCAUUUCUUCUCUAUUCCGCUUCCUCGCCUCCUCGGCUCCGAAUGUCAGAGAUUCACUCAUUGAAAUGUGGCUUUGGUAUCCGUAG
This is a messenger RNA of Microthlaspi erraticum, 306 nucleotides long. The record is from the annotation of a GenBank genome assembly. NCBI's taxonomy places the organism in Eukaryota, Viridiplantae, Streptophyta, Magnoliopsida, Brassicales, Brassicaceae.